AUGGGUUCCAGUUCGAUCUCCUCCUCAUCCUCUUUUGGCACCACCGACAGCGCCGGUUGGGCCUCAAGCUACCUCUCCAACGCUGUCACCCACUCCUCCGCGACCACCGCCUCCUCGAAGUUGGCGGAAAGCUCGGCGAGUUCGGUGAGCUCAUGCGCGACCACCCGCGACUUCUCCAGCCUCGGCCCCGUCGCCACGCCAGAGGACCUGCAACUGCCCUACGAGCGCGAGCAGUACAUCGACAUGUGCCAUCGGCUCGUCGACGCCCAACCGGAGGCUCGUCCAUUCCCCUUCAAGAUCGGCAACCCGCACGUGCCUCGCCGACUCGGCUUCCCGGCCACGUGGUCGGCGGGCAGGCGCUGGGCGCGUGCCUGGGCCGGAUAUCGGCGGCGCUAUCCUCGGGCUGAAACACGGGAUGAGGAGGCGUCGGUUGGACAGAAGGUGAUUCCGCAGGAAGAUUACCAACCCAUCCCGAGCCCCCAGCCCGCAAACACUCGCCCCCAGACGCACAUCCAAGUGCGCAAGAGCCAACUCGUCGCCCUCCUCGAGCAACUCGACGAUGAGCCCGACGACAAGCUCAUCACCCUCAACGUAGCGACUUCCGAGAGCGGCCAUGUCACCCGGAUCAAGCAGCACAUCUACCGAGCCGUCGCCUCCGAGAGCGGCGACUACGUGCUCGACCAU
Molecule: messenger RNA, 684 nt
Organism: Mesorhabditis spiculigera
Lineage: Eukaryota; Metazoa; Nematoda; Chromadorea; Rhabditida; Rhabditidae
Source: the annotation of a GenBank genome assembly